Molecule: messenger RNA, 928 nt
Organism: Exaiptasia diaphana
Lineage: Eukaryota; Metazoa; Cnidaria; Anthozoa; Actiniaria; Aiptasiidae
Product: homeobox protein MOX-2
Exons: 2
Coding region: 13-672 (219 amino acids)
Biological process (GO): regulation of DNA-templated transcription
Molecular function (GO): DNA-binding transcription factor activity, RNA polymerase II-specific; DNA binding
Source: RefSeq, a predicted model, not a curated record
GAAGAUCCAGUAAUGCAGCCAACAGAGCACUACCACAGYCCGUUGUAUUCUCCUUAUUCUUCAGCMCCUUGCUACCUUUGCUUGUACGARAGACAYGCUUCRGCUGUAUAUAGAAGGCCACCAUGGGCAGUGCCCGAAAGAACCUCAGAAUCACAUCUCAAAUAUUCCGUSGGCUCUAUGCUUGGGAUGUCACCCCAUGCUGGGGCCCGACAUCUACCUAUAGGAUACUGGGUACCCCACAGCUCGAUGCAUCCUCAAGACUGGCCGAGGAGACCUAURGGAAGCCUUGGGGGUAGUGAGAGAGAUCGCGACAACGAAGAGGAAGAAAGUAGUAAUACUAAAAUGGUGUCUAAAGAUUCAAACUCAAAACCAACUGCGUCACCAACGCGWCAAACAGAAAUCAAAAAAAGACGAAAGAGGACGAUAUUCACUGCGGAACAACUACGUCGACUCGAGGACGAAUUUGACAAGCACCAAUAUCUAGUUGGAGUUGAACGACAGCAGCUCGCAUCAUCCUUAAGUCUCUCGGAAACUCAAGUAAAGAUAUGGUUUCAGAAUCGACGAAUCAAGUGGAGAAAAGACAACCUUCAGCAAUACCCUGACUAUAUGGCCGAGUCUUUACAAAUGCAUGGGAGGGCUAGGUCGAGCUCACCGUUGUAUAUGAAUGAAUAAUAUCUUAUUUAUAGUAACGAYGGAGUAAUUGAAGUAUUAAUUGAUACUUUUAGAGAAAAUAAGUGUAUAUAGGUCAGAAAUAAAUGAGAACGUCGCGCAAUUUGCUAAUAAUGACUAUCAUAUAAGCGUCAAUCGUUUGUAUAUAUAUAGAUAUUGCUUUUGAUUAUAAAAAGUCGGUGAGUUUUUUUCGUAACAACAAAAAUGUCCACUAGAUAACAAAACCAUGUAUGGAAAUAAACUAUGCAGUGAAAAAUAA